Messenger RNA from Drosophila takahashii, 776 nucleotides. Its product is annotated as transmembrane protein 216. NCBI's taxonomy places the organism in Eukaryota, Metazoa, Arthropoda, Insecta, Diptera, Drosophilidae. Gene Ontology annotation, cellular component: ciliary transition zone. The record is from RefSeq and is a predicted model, not a curated record. Gene Ontology annotation, biological process: non-motile cilium assembly.
AUGCCGCCCAAGCGACCUCCGCCGCUCGUGCCGAAGAAGCCGAAUCCCAGCAUGAACUACGAGGUGUUGAUCUACCUCAACUCGUUCUACUUCGGCAUGUUCGCCUGUUGCGAGAUGGCCAUGGGCCUCCUGAAGGCCAUCAAUCUGAGCUACACGGGACACACUCUGGCCCUGGACACGGGGGUGAUGAUUAGCUUCAUUGUCUUCGAGUCGAUCCGCCUGAUAAUGGGUCGCAUGAGUUCGCUGGCCGAUCGAGGUUGGUCAGCCAUUCUGUCGGUCUUCAUGACCGCCCCCUGCUUCGUGGGCGUCUCCUAUCUGCUGCUGCUGCAGACCUACCGACUGCGCCUGGAGUACUGCCUGUGCACCCUGCAGAUAGCCCUCUACUUCACCGAGGUGUGGUAUGCCAUCGUCUUCGUCUUCUCGCUGUGUCGUCCAGUAACUUAUGAUUAGCCACAUAGACAGCAACACCAGCCAACCAGCAACAAAUAUACAUGCGAAAGUUUAGCAAUAUACAGGAUCGAAAUUGAAUAAGAUGAAGUGUAAUGAAGUGAAGUUAAGGUAAAUUGCAGAAGGCAGCUGAAUUGCUCAUGGCCGAGGAGGAAACCAAACAGAAACAAAAAAAACAUAUGUAGCAUAUUAAAACUUAUGUAUAGUAAGGUUUAUGAUAACAUACACACACACUCUUAUAUACAUAUAUUUAACGGUUUUAUAUACAAAAAUUGUUAACAUUUAAGCAUCAAUUGGAACCAAUAUAAGACAACAAGCAAAAACUUAAA